AUGUCGCAAACAGAAAUCCAGCGCCCCGACUCCAUUGAGGAAGAGGACCCCAAUAACGAGAGCCCUCCGAAGAAACAAAAGAACAGACGCCCGGCGAAUACCGCGUUUCGCCAACAGAGGUUGAAGGCGUGGCAACCCAUCCUCACCCCCAAAACCGUUCUCCCUAUCUUGUUCGGAAUCGGCAUUAUCUUUGCCCCCAUCGGUGGUCUUCUUCUCUGGGCGAGCGCAAGUGUGCAAGAACUGGUCAUUGACUACACCAACUGCAAUUCCACCGCAACCUCCGAAUUCCAGCCCAUCCCAGACAGCAAGGUCUCCUUGUCAUUCAAAUCCUCCAACACCACCGUACGACCACAGUGGAGAAAGACGUUGAACACAACGACACCACCCUAUAGCGUCGAGAUUAAAGACACUCCAGUCUGCACCCUCCAGUUCCAAAUUCCCAACGAUAUCGGGCCGCCCGUCUACCUCUAUUACCGUUUGACGGACUUUUAUCAAAACCAUCGAAGAUACGUCAAGUCGCUUGAUACUGAUCAACUGAAAGGCGAUGCGUUGAGCAAUAGCACAAUCCAUUCGAGCUCUUGCACCCCUUUGAAACUUGACGGCAAUGGCAAAGCAUACUACCCGUGCGGCUUGAUCGCCAACUCCAUCUUCAACGAUACCCUCAACUCCCCAGUUGCCGUCAACUUGGCAGGCGGUGAACCAAGCAAACAGUACCGCAUGACGAACAAGAGUGUUGCUUGGAGUUCUGAUGCUUCGCUCUACAAGAAAACAAAGUACACCAACGAUCAAGUCUCCCCGCCUCCGAAUUGGCAAAGGCGAUAUCCCAACGGAUACACGGAUGAGAACCCGAUUCCGGACUUGUCCAAAUAUGAAGAAUUCCAGGUGUGGAUGAGAACGGCAGGGUUGCCCACUUUCAGUAAACUUGCCCUACGCAAUGACGACGAUCAUAUGACCGCCGGGAUUUAUCAAAUGGACAUCUAUGACUUUUUCCCUGUCAAGGUCUACGACGGCAAGAAGAGUAUCGUGAUCUCAACACGGACAAUUGUGGGUGGCAAGAACUCCUUCUUGGGGAUCGCUUAUGUCGUGGUCGGUGGACUAUGCAUUGUUCUGGGUGUUGUUUUCACCGUCGCCCAUUUGAUCAAGCCUAGCAGAAAACUUGGCGAUCAUACUUAUUUGUCCUGGAACACCGAUAACCAGUCGACGGCCGUAUCGACUGGGCGGGAGAUAAGAUCUGGAGGAGCUUGA
Capronia epimyces CBS 606.96 is the source of this 1245-nucleotide messenger RNA. RefSeq lists its product as uncharacterized. Lineage: Eukaryota; Fungi; Ascomycota; Eurotiomycetes; Chaetothyriales; Herpotrichiellaceae. The coding region runs from base 1 to 1245 and encodes 414 amino acids. The transcript has 6 exons. The record is from RefSeq and is a predicted model, not a curated record. Gene Ontology annotation, cellular component: Golgi apparatus; plasma membrane; endoplasmic reticulum.